GUAAGUUGUGCAGAGACAUGGUUCUAAUUUGGAGUUCAAAGGAACACCAGCUCUGAAAAGGUGACUAUGGGGCCAGGAUGUUUCUGGCAGGCUCAGAAGUGCUGGCUGCUCUUCCCCAGCCUCCCCACUGCUCCCUCCUCUGUUCCCCAUGUGGAGGUGAGGGGUGCUGGGACUGGGGAGAGGGCAGCCACCUCCAUCCAAGGCUCUUCCUAGGGGCCUUGCUAUUGUGGACAGCAGACUUUAUCCCUCCUUCUUACUCUGGGCCAAGACCUCCCACUCUGCUCUCUGAGGAUGGUACCAAGAAUGGGCCUUUGGGACUUCUCAGGACAUUGACAAUGUGCACACUGCAAGUUGACUUAAUUUAUUUAUUUUGUGAAAAGAAGAGACAGAAAAUACCUUAUUAUCUGCAGGGACUCAACGCUGUACCCGAAUCAAGAAAGAAAAUAACAAUAGAAACCAUUCACACACUCUGUUCAUGCACGGACACCAGAAGACGAUUCAGAACACCAGAGGAGAAUAAGCCGGAGUGCCAGCACCACGAUGGCCCUGGCACGUUGUUUAAGAUCUGAGAUCCCUUGGUUUCUCUCAUGUUUAUCUGAGAUGCCACAUCAGGGCCCUUGCUGCUAUAUUACCUCUGCCCGGGUGUUUGAGACCGGUCACAAGUGCGUGGGUGUUUCCUGGAAAUGUAUUCCCCUGGGACUCAGCGAUGCUCUGGGAACCGUUGGGGUUUGGGGAAGGACAAUGUGGUGUGACUAUUGGCCUGACACGUUGUGGAUGUGGUUGGAGUCAUCCACGUGGACACGAUUUUCAGCUUGGAGCUGGGAUGGAGAAGAUGGAAGCGCUGGGGGCCGGGCCUCCUUUUCCAGCAAGGCUGGCCCUGAUUUCUCCUCUGUUCCAGCUUGUCUGCCAGAAGCCUUCCCCUGCAAACUGCCCACCUGCCCGGAGACAGAGGGAGCAGCUGAGGCCUCUCUCCACUGGCCGCCAGCCUCCCCAGCACAAGAGGACUAUUCAGCUAUGAGUGUUUACUCAUGUUCUUUCUUAUUGAUGAGUUCUGCGGCCCAGCCUAUAGAAAUGGCUCAGAACAUUCCAGGCCUUGGUGAGACAGAGCAGCAUCCAGCACUCACAGGCUGUCCCCGCUCUACCUGUUCCCAUCUUCCCCUUGGGGCCUGUUCAUAAAUUGAGGAACGGAUAAGGGCCCUGGAGGGUCCUUGGGAGUAAUUAGUGGAGGGCAGGAUUCCCAGGUCCCCGUAGAGAGGGAAGGAGAAGCCCACGUGUGCACAGAAGCCCGUCUCUGUCACACACACACCGCAGGUGGUCACCGAUUUAUUUUCCAAAAGCUUAGAAAUAUAAAGCAAAUUUAGGCUUUUGUCCCUCUGCGAUACAUGCACUUGAAAAUAAACAGAAAAGAGAUGUUUAA
Messenger RNA from Mandrillus leucophaeus (drill), 1417 nucleotides. RefSeq lists its product as uncharacterized. NCBI's taxonomy places the organism in Eukaryota, Metazoa, Chordata, Mammalia, Primates, Cercopithecidae. The transcript has a single exon. The coding region runs from base 78 to 569 and encodes 163 amino acids. The record is from RefSeq and is a predicted model, not a curated record.